AUGAUAUUCGAGCAUAACGGCGAUGUCUUAUGCUCCCAGUUGAAUGGAGUUUCCUCUGAACGUCGAGAGGAUAAAUCUGUCAACCAAGAGAACACAGCUAGGGACGUCGAAAUGCUGCGACUCAUCGGCCAGUACCUUUGCGACAAGGGUCUCACUGGGGCCUACACUCAACUUUCGAAGGAGUCGGGAAUUUCCUUGGAACACAUCGAUGCGACGGAACUGCGACAUGCCAUACUAGAAGGUCGUUGGAAUGAUGUAAGUGCCGAGGCUGCUGUUGAGCGCCUAGCUCCUUUAAUUGCCGACCCGGAGCGAGUUGAUGAAGUCCAGUUUCUGCUUCUUGAACAGCGGUUCUUGGAACACCUCGAGGCGAAUGAAGUUAUGCCCGCAGUUACGUUAUUACGUAAUCGAAUAACGCCUAUGCAGCGCAACACGGAGCGCGUUCAUACGUUAGCGAGCUGUUUAAUGUGCCGCACCAGUGCAGAAUUGCGAGCCCAAGCCGGUGGUUGGGCUGGCAAAGAUUCUGGUAGCAGGUUGCAGCUGAUCAAUCGAAUUCAGUCCUAUGUACCGGCGCAAACCAUGCUUCCCCCUCGUCGCCUAGAGGUACUGGUCAACGAGGCUGUGCGUGCUCAGUUAUCUUCGUGUAUCUUUCACAACCCGCCGCCAGGAGCCCCUAUGGACUUACAUAGCAUUUCGUUGCUCCAGCAUCAUUCAUGUGGCAUGUGA
This is a messenger RNA of Echinostoma caproni, 723 nucleotides long. Lineage: Eukaryota; Metazoa; Platyhelminthes; Trematoda; Plagiorchiida; Echinostomatidae. The record is from the annotation of a GenBank genome assembly.